This is a messenger RNA of Prunus persica (peach), 1617 nucleotides long. RefSeq names its product mitochondrial import receptor subunit TOM70. Bases 208 to 1074 code for a protein of 288 amino acids. Gene Ontology annotation, molecular function: protein binding. The record is from RefSeq and is a predicted model, not a curated record. NCBI's taxonomy places the organism in Eukaryota, Viridiplantae, Streptophyta, Magnoliopsida, Rosales, Rosaceae. The transcript has 3 exons.
AAUAUUUUUGAAUUUAAACAAAAAAGGAAAUCAAAAUCAAAAUCGCUGUCUCAUACUCUCAGGCUUUGUAAAUCACAAUUCACAAUCACUCAAACCCCAAACUUUCUCUCUCUGAUUCAAUUUUUUUGGGGGUCAAAAUCAUAAGCGAACGCUGAACAAUUUUGUGAAAUUUUGGACGGCUGAGAUUGGCGGGCAGAGGAGGAUAGCAUGGCGUCGGCGCCGGUGAACAAGAUCGAGCGGGCCCACCUGAUGUACCGGGAAGGGAGGUACUCGGAGGCCCUAGGGUUUUACACGGAAGCCCUAUCCAUGGCCAAGACGAAGCCCCAGAAGAUCGCUUUGCACAGCAACAGAGCUGCUUGCUUCUUGAAGCUUCACGAUUUCAAAAAGGCUGCAGAUGAAUGCACCUCAGUGCUUGAGCUUGAUUUCAAUCACACUGGAGCUUUGAUGUUGCGGGCGCAGACCCUAGUGACCCUCAAGGAAUAUCACUCAGCUCUCUUUGAUGUUCAUCGGCUGAUAGAGUUAAAUCCAUCAUCAGAAGUGUAUCAAAACCUUCAAGCCCGUUUAAAGACACAAGUGUCCCUUGCUCCAAUACCUGAAUCCGACGCAGAGCUAGAAGAAGAGGAAGAAGACGAGGAUGAAGUAGAGCUAAAUGGAUAUGGGAAGGAAGAGGAGAAAUACGAAGGACAAGAAGGUGCAGUAUUUUCAGGUGCAGUAAAGGAUCAGUUUGCUGAGGUUAAUAGGACGACUGCUGUUGCUGAUGUUAUUCCCCCCAAGACACCAGUAAACAAGGAAGUUCCUGAACAAGGAAGGGAUCCAAAAGUUAAUUACACAAAGACUACUUCCCCAGCUGAAGUUGCUGCCCCUCGUGCAGAACUCAUCAAAGUACCGUCUGAAAAAGAAAAAGGAUGGCAAGCAAUCCCAAAACCGAAGGGGCACUCUUCUCUGGACUAUGCACGGUGGGACACAGUAGAAGAUGACUCUAGUGAAGAUGACGACGACGACGAUGAUGAUGAAGAGUCUCAACCUCAGUAUAGAUUCCGUGUAAGAACUGUUGGUGUCCGACCAGUUAAGUGAAGAGGCGGCAGACGAACAAAUGUACACAAUACACAAGAUAGAUAGCCAUCAUUAUUGCUAAAACCGGCCACAAAGUCAAUAUCACAGUGAAUUCAGGAGGGGAAAGUUCUUGUAGUUUCAUAUUCAGAAAUUUUGAAACCUAUGAGAAAAUUGGCUUCAACAAGCAGGUGAGCUUGGAAACAUAUCAUUUGUAAGAAACAGGAUUCUGCAUUUUAGUUCUCUGGCUGAAGUUGGAUUUAUUGACUUUGUGCAGUUCCUGUUGUGCUGCGAUUUUCAAACAAUUCAUGCUGUGACACAAAAAUAAGUGGAGGCUCGGUCCGCAAACAGUUGAAAUCAAACAUGUCCUGGCUGAUUAGUGCUUACAGGGUCGGGUAAAUUAUUGGUUCUGUGAUGGCGUUUGUAAAUUUUUAUUGCAGUGCUUGUAAGAAAAUAAUGAAAACUAAAAAGUUUUCAAGAUUGCUACCAUAUUCAAGCAACUUGUUGACCAGAAAGAAUGAUACAAACUUUUAUUUAUUUAUUUUUUAUUGUAUUUUCUGGUGUCAC